CGUCGUCCGCGCGGCGCUGCGCGUCGCUGGCUCCUUAGCCAAGAUGGCGGAGAGCGGUGAGGGUCUGGGCACCGUCCCGGAGCACGAGCGGAUCUUGCAGGAGAUCGAGAGCACCGACACAGCCUGCGUGGGGCCAACCCUCCGGUCUGUGUAUGAUGAUCAACCAAAUGCACACAAGAAGUUUAUGGAAAAGUUAGAUGCUUGUAUCCGUAAUCAUGACAAGGAAAUUGAAAAGAUGUGUAAUUUUCAUCAUCAGGGUUUUGUAGAUGCUAUUACAGAACUGCUUAAAGUAAGAACUGAUGCAGAAAAACUGAAGGUUCAAGUUACUGAUACCAACAGAAGGUUUCAAGAUGCUGGAAAAGAGGUGAUACUCCAAACAGAAGAUAUUAUUCGGUGUAGAAUUCAGCAGAGGAAUAUUACAACUGUAGUAGAAAAAUUGCAGUUAUGCCUACCAGUGCUGGAAAUGUACAGUAAGCUAAAGGAACAGAUGAGUACAAAAAGGUCUGUGUAUGAUGAUCAACCAAAUGCACACAAGAAGUUUAUGGAAAAGUUAGAUGCUUGUAUCCGUAAUCAUGACAAGGAAAUUGAAAAGAUGUGUAAUUUUCAUCAUCAGGGUUUUGUAGAUGCUAUUACAGAACUGCUUAAAGUAAGAACUGAUGCAGAAAAACUGAAGGUUCAAGUUACUGAUACCAACAGAAGGUUUCAAGAUGCUGGAAAAGAGGUGAUACUCCAAACAGAAGAUAUUAUUCGGUGUAGAAUUCAGCAGAGGAAUAUUACAACUGUAGUAGAAAAAUUGCAGUUAUGCCUACCAGUGCUGGAAAUGUACAGUAAGCUAAAGGAACAGAUGAGUACAAAAAGGUAUUAUUCUGCUCUAAAAACCAUGGAACAAUUAGAGAAUGUAUACUUUCCCCGAGUUAGUCAAUACCGGUUUUGUCAGCUAAUGAUAGAAAAUCUUCCUAAACUCCGUGAAGAUAUUAAAGAAAUCUCCAUGUCUGAUCUCAAAGACUUUUUGGAAAGCAUUCGUAAACAUUCUGACAAAAUAGGUGAAAAGGCAAUGAAACAGGCACAGCAGCAGAAAACUUUCAGUGUUCUGCAGAAGCAAACUAACAUAAAAUUUGGGAAGAAUACGUACAUAAAUAGUGGUAGAAUUCCAGCAGAAAGGAAUGAAAUUGUAUUGAAGCAUGCACUUGAGGAAGAGGAUGAGAAUGAAGAAGAGGUCUUAACUGUUCAGGAUCUUGUUGAUUUUUCCCCUGUUUACCGGUGUUUACAUAUUUAUUCUGUUUUGGGUGAUGAGGAAACAUUUGAAAAUUAUUACCGAAAACAAAGAAAGAAACAGGCAAGACUGGUGUUGCAACCCCAGUCAAAUAUGCAUGAAACAGUUGAUGGCUAUAGAAGAUAUUUCACUCAAAUUGUAGGGUUCUUUGUAGUGGAAGAUCACAUUUUACAUGUGACCCAAGGAUUGGUAACCAGAGCAUACACUGAUGAACUUUGGAACAUGGCCCUCUCAAAGAUAAUCGCUGUCCUUAGAGCUCAUUCAUCUUACUGCACUGAUCCUGAUCUUAUUUUGGAGCUGAAGAAUCUCAUUGUAAUAUUUGCAGAUACUUUGCAGGGUUAUGGUUUUCCAGUAAACCGACUUUUUGACCUUUUAUUUGAAAUAAGAGAUCAAUAUAAUGAAACACUGCUUAAGAAAUGGGCUGGAGUUUUCAGGGACAUUUUUGAAGAAGAUAACUAUAGUCCCAUCCCUGUUGUUAAUGAAGAAGAAUAUAAAAUUGUCAUCAGUAAAUUUCCCUUUCAAGAUCUGGACCUUGAAAAGCAGUCUUUCCCAAAGAAAUUUCCCAUGUCUCAGUCAGUGCCUCAUAUUUACAUUCAAGUUAAAGAAUUUAUUUAUGCCAGCCUUAAAUUUUCAGAGUCAUUACACCGGAGCUCAACAGAAAUAGAUGACAUGCUUAGAAAAUCAACAAAUCUGCUGCUGACCAGAACUUUGAGUAGUUGUUUACUGAAUCUUAUUAGAAAACCUCAUAUAGGUUUGACAGAGCUAGUGCAAAUCAUCAUAAAUACAACACACCUGGAACAAGCUUGUAAAUACCUUGAGGACUUUAUAACUAACAUUACAAAUAUUUCUCAAGAAACUAUUCAUACUACAAGACUUUAUGGACUUUCUACUUUUAAGGAUGCCCGACAUGCAGCAGAAGGAGAAAUAUAUACCAAACUUAAUCAAAAAAUUGAUGAAUUUGUUCAGCUUGCUGAUUAUGAUUGGACAAUGUCUGAGCCAGAUGGAAGAGCUAGUGGUUAUUUAAUAGAUCUUAUUAAUUUUUUGAGAAGCAUCUUUCAAGUAUUUACUCAUUUGCCUGGGAAGGUUGCCCAGACAGCUUGCAUGUCAGCCUGCCAGCAUUUGUCAACAUCCUUAAUGCAGAUGCUACUGGACAGUGAGUUAAAACAGAUAAGCAUGGGAGCUAUUCAGCAAUUUAACUUAGAUGUCAUACAGUGUGAAUUGUUUGCCAGCUCUGAGCCUGUGCCAGGAUUCCAGGGAGACACCCUGCAGCUAGCAUUCAUUGACCUCAGACAACUCCUUGACUUGUUUAUGGUUUGGGAUUGGUCUACUUAUCUAGCUGAUUAUGGACAGCCAGCUUCUAAAUACCUUCGGGUGAAUCCAAACACAGCCCUUACUCUUUUGGAGAAGAUGAAAGAUACUAGCAAAAAGAACAAUAUAUUUGCUCAGUUCAGGAAGAAUGAUCGAGACAAACAGAAGUUGAUAGAGACAGUCAUGAAACAGCUGAGAAGUUUGGUGAAUGGUAUGUCCCAGCACACAUAGACUUCACAUCUCUUGCACUCAUUGACACAAAUCUGUGACUCAACAUUGAUCUCUAAUUAUGUCAUGAUCUCUAAUCUAGUCAUGAGAUUUGUGUGCUGAAUUCAAAAAUACAAUAGAGAAAAGACACUGGUGAGAGCUUAAAAAAGAAAGAAUAAUAACAUAAAAUCAUUUGUAUGGAUUUUAAAAUAAUUGAAUACUAUUUUAUAUGUGGAAAACAUGACAAUGAUUUUUUUCAUUUAGGGGAAAAGGGCAAAACUGUAAAAUAUAAAUCAGGUCAAAAAUAUGUAUAUUGAAAAAAAAUUAGAAAAAUUUAUGCCUCUACUUAUAAGUAUUUUUUUUUUUCUAUUUCGACUUCAAUGAUUUUCUGUUUUUUGUUUUUUUUUUUCCCCAUCAGUUUCUGGUUUUGGAAUGCAGUCAUAUCUGAGACGAAUAUAUUUCACUGUCAUUUUCUGACUUUAGCUUUUAUUGUCACCUCAGUGUGAUUUAAGUAGCCUAAAAUUUCUAAUUCUGCUGAUUUUGAGGGGGAAAUAGACAAAUCUGAAAUAGACAAAUCUUUAAAGCUCCCUGAAAUCAAACUUGAUUUGACUCAUUAAAAAUGUCAAGUUAUUUGUUCUACUUGGAUGGUUUAGUUUAAAGGUGUUUGGAUUUUUUUAAGAGGCAGCAUUGUUUCUGCUCAGGGGUUAAUAUUUCUAACUAUAUUGUUUGUAGCUGACCCCAUUCUAGGAUUUGUUGGGUUUGGUUUGGUUCAAGUUAAAAGAGGACAAGAACUGUGCAAAGCACUUCACUUCCAGCCUAUGCUAGGGGAGAUACGCUCCUACACAGAAGUUACCACAGGGGUCAGGUUACCUUCUUCAAAUUGCACAUCGUAGUACUGUAUCCUCACUGUGGAAACAAGCCAGGCCAAAUGAACUCUGGAAAACCUACAAGCCGUGUAAAUUUUCCUUUGUAUAAGUUACCAUGGUCUAAAUUUGGUGUAACGUAUCUCAUCCUUAUUUUAUCUUCAUUGUAUUUAUGCUGAAUACUCCCUUUGCGUUUUCAGGAUUUAUGCCUAUAAGAAACUUAUACUUGACUCUGUAAAAUAAGUGUAAAGAAUUAUAUGUAUAUUUCCUGGUUUUUUCUUGAAAUAUUAAAAAGGCUGAGCAAGUUAUUGAA
Choloepus didactylus (southern two-toed sloth) is the source of this 3964-nucleotide messenger RNA. RefSeq names its product exocyst complex component 6 (gene EXOC6). Bases 44 to 2812 code for a protein of 922 amino acids. Gene Ontology annotation, cellular component: membrane; exocyst. The record is from RefSeq and is a predicted model, not a curated record. The transcript is spliced from 26 exons. Lineage: Eukaryota; Metazoa; Chordata; Mammalia; Pilosa; Megalonychidae. Gene Ontology annotation, biological process: intracellular protein transport; Golgi to plasma membrane transport; exocytosis.